CUAUCUCUCAAUCAAUAUAUAUAUGCGUAUGCAUGUUUUAGCAACCAGCCAUUGCAGCCACUAUUAUAGAUUCAUAGUAUUAUAGUGAAUCUUCAUCCAUCUCUCACUCUCCUCCAAAUUAAACCAUAAGUUUCUUGAACUAGCUAGCUUCAUCAAAUAAAGAACUUCAAUUCCAGGUAGCCGGCAAGGGAGAGAUGAUGACCUCGUACCAAUCGAAAAACACAGCAACCUCGGAUUUCGACGAGAAAGGAUGGGUGAGGCAUAUCAACAAGACCCUCCAUGAAGAGCUCCCAGAAGAGCUGGAUUUCAACGUCGUCGUCUUCACCGUCCCCAAAUCUCUAAUGGCGUGCGACCGGAGCUCCUACGUCCCGCAACAAGUCUCCAUGGGGCCUUACCACUUCCUAGACCACGACGUUCUCGAGAUGGAGAAGUACAAAAUCGACGCCGCCAAGAUCUUCCAGAAACAGAUCAAGUCGCCGUCUCUCACCUUCGACCACCUCGUCCAACAAAUCAAGGCUGUCGAGUCCAAGAUCAGGAUUUCCCACGACAGGCCCUUGAAGCUUAGCUGCGAUACUUUGGCGUUGAUGCUGGCGAUAGACUCGGCGUUCUUGCUGGAGUUUCUUAAGAUUUACGCCGUCAAGGAAGGCAGGCUUGUCGCAGCCGCCAUUUCUUCGAAGAUGUCCCAUUUGGUAGAUCUUCAGGGGAAGAAAUCGUCGCAUAAUGCUUUGCUCCGGGACUUGUUGAUGCUGGAGAACCAAAUCCCACUCUUCAUCCUCAAAACAAUGUUGCAGUCGCAGUUCUCGUCGCCGGAGGUCUCCGACGAAACGCUCCUCGCCAUGCUAAUGGGGCUCUCCAAAGACGUUUCACCAUUCAAGACAUCAACACUACUUGGGCAAACUUCAAAAACAUACCAACAACUUGACAGUUUUGCCCAUUUGUUGGACUAUUUGUUCCGCGCCAUCGUGCCGGAGAUGGAGGGAGAGCACGCCGGCGGCGAGGAAAUAAUAAUACAGCAAGAAGUGGAGGAGGAAAAAGCCGCCGCCGCCGCCAUUACUUUCGAGCAUUCAAGCCAUGUCAAGGAAGCCUUUGGGAAGGUUUGGGGGAUGGUUCGAAAAGUAAACGUUUUCAAGAAACUCACCUCUUCUCGCUCCGUUAAAGCCUUGAUGAAAAUGCCAUUAGACCUCGUCGCCAAGGUCCCAGGCGUGGACAAGCUCAAAGACCCAAUCGAAAAGCUCUUCUUUUCCGGCGAAGAAAAAGACGAAGAAAACCCAGAGAAUUCCGAUUCCGACAAAGCCCCGUUAAUAGAAGAAAUCACAAUCCCUUCAGUAACCGAUCUAGCCAGAGCCGGCAUAACUUUCGUCCCGUCUCACGAUGGCAUCUCCAGCAUUUCAUUCGACCCGAAAACCGCAACGUUGUCCCUCCCGGUGGUCUGUCUGGACAUAAACUCCGAGGUUGUCCUGAGGAACCUAGUCGCCUACGAGGCGUGCCGGGCGAAAGGGCCGUUGGUUCUUGCCCGGUACACGGAGUUCAUGAACGGGAUUGUGGACACGGAGGAGGACGCCAUGGUUCUGAUAAGCAAAGGGAUCAUUGUGAGCCAACUGAAGAGCCAAGCAGAAGUGGCGAGCUUGUGGAACGGGAUGGACAAAUCUGUGAGGUUAACGAAAGUGCAGUUCUUGGAUGAGGUGAUUGAGGGAGUGAACGAGUAUUAUAGCCAGAGAUGGAAAGUGAAGGCCAUCAAAUUCGCGAGGGCGUAUAUAUUUGGUUCGUGGAAGCUUCUGACUUUCAUGGCCACCAUCAUGCUUCUGUCCAUGGUGGCUUUGCAGGCGUUUUGCUCAGUGUAUACUUGCAGCCGUUGGUUUACUGAUAUUGUUCUGGAGAAUGAGACCGGUAAAAAUUAACUUUUUUGCCUUGAUAUGUUAUUCUUUAUCCGAGGGUGUGCAUUGAGUAAACAUAAUCAGUCUAAGUUGUUCAUAGCUGAUCUGAUCGGCUCAAACCAUGAAGGUUAAAAUUCAAAUUAUAGUCACAAGUUUGUAUUUUUAGUCAUUUUGGUUGGGUUAUCGGCCUGAUUUUAGCUCUUUAUGUUUCUGCUGCAAACUGUUAGUUAAUCCAUUUUGUUGUAAGCUUUAAGCUUUUUGUGGCUAGCAGGUUUCUGAUGAUGACGUUACUCAUGUAUUUUUCUUGGCUGC
Messenger RNA from Ipomoea nil (Japanese morning glory), 2186 nucleotides. Its product is annotated as putative UPF0481 protein At3g02645. NCBI's taxonomy places the organism in Eukaryota, Viridiplantae, Streptophyta, Magnoliopsida, Solanales, Convolvulaceae. The record is from RefSeq and is a predicted model, not a curated record. The transcript is spliced from 2 exons. The coding region runs from base 195 to 1898 and encodes 567 amino acids.